This is a messenger RNA of Daphnia pulicaria, 1298 nucleotides long. RefSeq names its product glutamate receptor 2.9-like. Gene Ontology annotation, cellular component: membrane. The transcript is spliced from 7 exons. Bases 1 to 1044 code for a protein of 347 amino acids. Gene Ontology annotation, molecular function: ligand-gated monoatomic ion channel activity. NCBI's taxonomy places the organism in Eukaryota, Metazoa, Arthropoda, Branchiopoda, Diplostraca, Daphniidae. The record is from RefSeq and is a predicted model, not a curated record.
AUGGUAAUCGCUGGCGAAAUUGACAUUAUAGCCGCGUCUUUAUCCGUGACUUAUCCUCGAUCCCAAGUGGUCGAUUUCACUUUCGCAUUUUCGGAAGAUCCUCAGAAGAUUCUCAUUCCUUAUCCGCAAUUGGACAGCACCAUUUCAGGCAUUGUUAAACCAUUUCAAUACGAGGUAUGGAUCGGUAUUAUUCUUAGUAUGUUUAUCGUAGCCCUAGUUCUCGGAUGGAUUUCACGAUUUGAAUGGAGGAUGAAUCGACAAUCAUUCCACGGAGAAACGGGAUGGUUCCCACAUUUCUGGUUCCUCUUCCGAGCCCUUGCCAAUCCUAAUGAAGUCAUCACGUUCAGUUUGUCAACCAGACUAGUGGUGGCCGCCUGGUGCUUGAUAGCUGUCGUCUUCGUCAACUCGUACACUAGCAGUCUGGUGUCUUAUUUGAUGGCCCCGAAAUUCUUGCCCGUCAUCACCACCGUCAAAAGUUUGGCAGAAAGUCGCGACGUCCAGAUAACGGUGUUGAAACACACUUCAGUCGAAUCCAUACUAUUUGAGGCGACAUCCGGAGUCCUAGCCAAACUGGGAGCCCAUCUGAAAGCUCAUCCGGAAAACCAGUUGCCAUCAUUGGAGCACGUCGAAGACGUAGUCUACUAUCAGCGCAAAGCUUUCCCCCACGAGGAAACUGUUUUGAAAGUGCGGAUAGACAACGAUUUUAAAGUUAAUAAGAAAUGUCGACUGGCCAUCGCCAAGGAACCACUUUUCCCGGAUCAGCACGGCUUCGCCUUACACAAGGGUAGCGCUUUAACUGACAUGUUUAACUACAAUGUUGUUUGGCUACGGCAGUUGGGAUUAUUCAAUCACUGGAGAAGCUCUUUCCUACCUGGACCGAAUCGCUGCUCAGUUCCGGUUGUCACUCUACGUUCUCAUCCGCAUAAAAAAUUAACUCUCAAUUAUCUGUUCAGCGCUUUCCUUUUGUGGGGCGUCGGCGUCGUCGUCUCCAUUUUGGCCUUCAUAUGGGAACGCAUUUUGUAUUACAGGGAAUCGAUUAUUUAAUACUUUCCUUUAAUUGGGGCGUUAAUCGGCACAAUUAAUAAUGACGUAGCGAACUAGCGAUCGUGUCGGUUAUAGAAAUCGAAUACUAAAUUACUUUCCGUUAUCUGGGCAAACAUUAAAUAGUUCUUUACUUUUAAUAAUUCGCCCACAAUACAGCUAUAAAAUAAUCAUUGACCCUUUUAUAUUGAUUUUGUUAUUUUUAAAAUAAGACAUUCAAUUUUGUUCAUUAGCAAAUGUGCAGGACCAAAUGAAUU